AUGAAAGGAAGUAGAGAUGAUUACAUCAAGAUAUUGCUUCCUCUGUACGAAGCAUCAGUUACGUGUGAUUGGGAAGCUGCUAAGGCCAUCAUUGACAAACGCCCAGAGUUGGUUCGAUUUGCUAUCACUGAUCGUUACGAGACAGCACUUCAUAUUGCAGCAUCAGCAGAACCGACAAAGCUGGCUGAAGAAUUUUUGAAGAAUCUAGUUAAUAGGAUGGAAGAAAAGGAUUUGGAGCUUGAGAAUAGAGGUGGCGAUAAUGCACUUUUCGCAGCAGCUGUAAGUGGAAGUCCCAAAAUGGUUGACAUAUUGCUACAAAAGCACAAAGGCAUGUCUAUUCCAUUAGCUGCAAGUACUUACUGUGGAAAUCAUAACAUGGCGAUGUAUCUCUAUGAUGCUUCUGAGAAGAUGAAGAGCUUAACACAUAUAGAUCGAAUAUUUACUCUUAACCAUUGUGUAACUGCCGAUAUGUUUGAUAUCGCAGUAAAAAUUUUGACAGACUACCCUGAAAUCAUGGAUGCACCUGCUGAAAGUCAUUUUAUACUUGAUGCUUUGUCUGGAAAGGUUGAUGCAGUUAAUAAAAAAGAACCAAUUAAAAUUUGGAAAAACGUUGAUUCAAUUUUUGCUAAACUACGUAUGAAGAAGAGAAUUUCGAAAAAGGAUCAUCAAGCAUUGAAUUUGCUAACAAGGGUUCUGAAAAGUACUCUUAAAUUCAAUAAGCAUGUCAUCGAUAAAAUAUUAUUCAGGCGCGUUGAGGAUGGUGUUCAGAAGUAUUCCGGAAUAGUAUUUAAUGCUGCAGCAGUUGGCAACACAUGUUUUAUUAUUGAAAUCAUCCGAAUCUAUCCCCAUGUAAUAUGGAUGCCAAAUGAUGAUGGACACACUAUAUUUCACAUAGCUAUUAUGCAUCGUCACCAAGGUAUCUACAAUCUAUUGUAUGAGAUAGGCUCAAGGAAGUAUGUGAUAGCUUCAUGGACAGACAAAAAGGAAAAUACUAUACUUCAUUUACUUGGGCUAACUAUAGAGAAAGUCAAACUUCAGACCCAGUCAAGAGUAUCUCUAUUGUUGCAACGAGAUUUACUAUGGUUCCAUGAUGUGGAGAAGAUGCUGCCACCUCCUCUAAGGGAACAUAAGAACAAAGAUGGCCAAACGGCCUAG
Messenger RNA from Lactuca saligna, 1155 nucleotides. NCBI's taxonomy places the organism in Eukaryota, Viridiplantae, Streptophyta, Magnoliopsida, Asterales, Asteraceae. The record is from the annotation of a GenBank genome assembly.